This is a messenger RNA of Callorhinchus milii (elephant shark), 2537 nucleotides long. Its product is annotated as UDP-glucose 6-dehydrogenase. NCBI's taxonomy places the organism in Eukaryota, Metazoa, Chordata, Chondrichthyes, Chimaeriformes, Callorhinchidae. Gene Ontology annotation, cellular component: nucleus; cytosol. Gene Ontology annotation, biological process: glycosaminoglycan biosynthetic process. Gene Ontology annotation, molecular function: UDP-glucose 6-dehydrogenase activity; NAD binding. The record is from RefSeq and is a predicted model, not a curated record. The transcript is spliced from 12 exons. Bases 195 to 1682 code for a protein of 495 amino acids.
GGGCAGAGGGAGAGAUAGAGAGAGAGACUGAGAGGAAAGGGGUCAGAGAGGCUCAGAGAGAGAGAGAGAGAGGGGAAGGAGAGCGGUUGAGAAACAGCACAUUUCGGAAAUUUGCCGUCCGCUGUUUGGCCGAAGAUCCCAUCCCUCCCCCCGGGGUUACAGCGGAGCCUCUGGGUUCAAGACAGGUUGCUCCCAUGGUCUCAGUGCACAAUAUCUGCUGUAUCGGUGCGGGCUAUGUGGGGGGCCCUACCUGCAGCGUCAUUGCACAGAUGUGCAAAGACAUCACAGUGACUGUGGUGGACGUGAACCAGGAUCGGAUUAAAGCCUGGAAUUCAAACCAGCUCCCCAUCUUCGAGCCUGGCCUGCAGGAGGUGGUGGAGUCUUGCCGUGGGAUCAACCUCUUCUUCUCCACAGACAUCGAUGCCGCCAUCAAAGAAGCUGAUCUGGUGUUUAUAUCGGUAAACACACCCACAAAGACUUUUGGGAUUGGGAAGGGCCGAGCUGCUGACCUGAAGUACAUUGAGGCAUGUGCCCGCAGGAUUGCCGAGGUGGGCAACGGUUGUAAGAUUGUGGUGGAGAAGAGCACGGUGCCCGUUAGGGCUGCAGAGAGCAUCCGCAGGAUAUUCAAUGCCAACACCAAGUCCAGCCUCAACCUCCAGGUACUUUCCAACCCUGAGUUCUUAGCUGAAGGAACGGCCAUCGCUGAUCUGAAGAAUCCAGACCGGGUCCUGAUCGGUGGGGAUGAGACCCCUGAAGGACAGAAGGCUGUGCAGGCUCUACGCAGCAUCUACGAACGCUGGGUCCCCAACAACAAGAUCAUCACAACCAACACCUGGUCAUCUGAACUUUCCAAACUGGCCGCUAACGCUUUCCUCGCCCAGCGCAUCAGCAGCAUCAACUCCAUCAGUGCCCUGUGCGAGGCCACGGGAGCCGAUGUGGAGGAGGUAGCCCAUGCCAUCGGCACUGACCAGAGGAUUGGCAGCAAGUUCCUCAAAGCCAGCGUCGGGUUUGGAGGCAGCUGCUUUCAGAAAGAUGUACUGAACCUGGUUUAUCUCUGUGAAGCUCUCAACUUACCAGAAGUAGCGAGAUACUGGCAGCAGGUAAUUGAAAUCAAUGACUACCAGAGGAGGAGGUUUGCGGCGCGGAUAAUUGGCUGCCUUUUCAACACAGUCACAGACAAGAAGAUUGCCUUGUUGGGUUUUGCCUUCAAAAAAGACACUGGGGACACAAGGGAGUCUUCCAGCAUCUACAUUUCCAAGUACCUCCUAGAUGAAGGAGCCAAGCUGCACAUCUUCGACCCAAAGGUUAAGAAGGAGCAAAUUGUUCACGAUCUGACCCACCCCAAUGUUUGUGAGGAUGAUCCCGAGCGAGUUCCCCGUCUGGUCACGGUUUCCUUGGAUCCGUACGAAGCGUGUGAGGAUGCCCACGCGAUCGUUAUCUGCACAGAGUGGGACAUGUUCAAGGAGCUUGACUACGAGCGGAUUUAUAAAGGAAUGCUGAAGCCAGCCUUCAUCUUCGAUGGCAGACGCAUCUUGGACAGUCUUCACCAAAAGCUUCAACAUCUGGGUUUCCAGGUGGAGACAAUAGGAAAGAAAGUGACGGAGCGAAUACCGUUCGCAGCCAACAAAGACAUCUCCAGGAUUGACCUUCAGGCUCCUCCAGCAAAGAAGCUAAAGAUCUAAUGGAUCAACUGGGUUCACAGUGACUUUAAACUGCAUAUUUUAUACACUUCAGUAUUAGUUUUUACAUGUAGUCCCCAGGCAUAACGACGACACUAAGGCAGUAUUUUAGGCAACUUUUAGAAGAAUGUGAUGGAUGAAUGAUUAGACUGUGUAUUUGGGAUGGGACUUACACAAGUUCCUAUCAGUUGGUUGUAUUGCAGGAGAAAUGAUUGUGUUUCAUUGAUAACUAAGAUGAUGUCAAUGGAGAGUGGGGUGGGUAAGAAACUAGAGCAAUUCAAACCAUUUUGCACAUGGACCAAAGGGUCAGGACCUCACCUAUAAUUCACUCUGUCCACAUCAUUUGCACAUCACAUGUAACUGAGGGUGCUGUGCCGAAGGUACUGAUGUCUAAACUUUGUUUUAUCAUGAAAGCCACGAAUCGUAAGCUUUGAACAAUCAUUGUGAGGUUAAAGACUUGACUCGUCCCAUCGGUACAUGGAGAGACAAUGGAGUAUGUCUUUCUGUCUAAUCCUCAUCAUUGUGUAACUGAGUUAGGAGAGAUGAUGGUUGCCAGGUAAGGUAGAGUCCUCAAAAAGCAGUGAACCUGUGGGUUUUUAACCUCAGAUAAUCAUCAUUUACCUGUAUUAAUACUGUAAAGGAAAUGCAUUGUGUUCACAUUCCACGUUCAUAAUGUUUUGCUCUUGGCGAGCAAGAUUUUUUUAAAAAAAAGAAAACUACGUGACUUCCGUGUUGAUGAGAUUUCACUCAACUUAUUGGUUACAUCUUUUUCCUAAUAAAAAUGUUUUUUCUAAAUGUCAUGAAUUUUGCACAUAGGAAUUUUGGCUGGGAAUUCUCUCUCGCUCUCGCUCGGGGACA